Adineta steineri is the source of this 789-nucleotide messenger RNA. The record is from the annotation of a GenBank genome assembly. NCBI's taxonomy places the organism in Eukaryota, Metazoa, Rotifera, Eurotatoria, Adinetida, Adinetidae.
AUGGCAAUGGAACCUGUUAUUCAAGCUGAAUUCGAACGAAAUUAUGCAUGGAAACGUUCUUGGCCACGAUGUUUUAUUGCAUUUCUAGCUGCAUUAGAAAUGUUACUUGGAUUGAUUAUUUUUCUAACUGAAGCUGGUAAUAUUUUAAUGGACUUUUGGCAUACAAAUAUAUUCGGUGGUAUAUGGGCAGCAAUCGUAAUUUUUAUUCAUUGGAUUCUACUCUUUGUCACAGCAUGUUGUACACCCACGAUUGACGCAGCAAGAUGUGCAUUGAUUUGGAAUUUGGUUGCAUUAGUCGCAUUGGGUAAUCUAAUUGGAUUUGAUAUAAUAUUCAUCUUACAUCCAGAUAUAUGUCUAUUAACACCAACAUGUUCAACACAACCAAAAGUAGUAUCAUUAAUUGAUUUAUUACAAAAGGUUCCAGGAUUUAAAUAUUACACAACUCAUACUGCAAAAAAAUUAUUUCUUGAAAUUCAAGUUGUUUGCGUUGGUAUCGUUUUUCUCAUGUGUCUGAUGUAUAUUGUUGUUUACAUCGCUUGUCGAAUGAAUAUACGUACACGCGUUCAAGAUAGUUCAACAAUUGCUGCUAGUGCUCCUCCAUGUUCUGGAGCCCAUCAUGAAUUUCCUGUUGCUCAAGCAGCCCCAUUUUCUGAACGUCAUCAUCUAUAUCCUGUUCUUCAAGCACCACCACCAAUAUUUUCUGGACCCCAACAUGAAUUUCCUGCUGAUAAAACACCUCAAUUACCAUGGACAGUGCAAGCAGCAAAUGCUCCAUAUGCACCCUGUUAA